This is a messenger RNA of Fusarium verticillioides 7600, 1569 nucleotides long. RefSeq lists its product as hypothetical. The transcript has 4 exons. The coding region runs from base 475 to 1377 and encodes 300 amino acids. Lineage: Eukaryota; Fungi; Ascomycota; Sordariomycetes; Hypocreales; Nectriaceae. The record is from RefSeq and is a predicted model, not a curated record.
AUCGCCAGAAUGCACAGUUGUAAUUUCAGAUUGGAUACCAAAGAGUUCUGCGAAGCAUGCAGGCAUUUAACUAAACAAGAAGAUACAUAAAGUGGUUGACUAUUCCCACGAUCAAACUUGAGGCGUAAUCUAUUGCAGGGUAUAAGUUACAGGCCUCAAGGUUUAACUGCCGGACUAGCGCUAUCAACGCGAACUUGCUUCUGCGACUCCAUCCCCUCGUCUCGUCUUGGGGAUUCCGCUCCUUACGUCAACACGCGCAUUUAUUCAUUAAUAACUUGUCACUUUAACACAUAGGACGGCUGAGGCGGCGAUCUUGGUUCUUAUGCUGACAACUCUUUCUCCUUUUGAUUUAUGCUUGUUGCGCAGUUGGUACUCUUGUCCACCACACCAACAGUUCCAGCACCAUUGCUGAUUAACCCAAGGCUCUACUUUGGUCUGACUACAUCCUCUUCAAUUUUAACUUGAUUUAACGUCAUGGAAUAUUCCGACGAAUCUGACUUCUACGGGGACGAUGAUAUGGUCAUGAACCUUAACAACCGUGUACAACAAUUUGAUGUUCAGAGCUGGAUGCUCGAGCAACAGCAAUGCCCUGGGAGGCCUAUUCCUGACAAGAACAACGUUCACGAAACAUCGCAUCUUCACAAUCCCUAUGCCGGGGUAAAUUAUGCAUGGCAGCUUACCGAGACGGUAGAUCAGUUCCUCGCACGUCUCCCACCCAGGACAACAGACAUCACGGAGGAUACGCCUUGGAUCUUCAUUUGCAAUCCGUAUAUACCCCGCGUUGAGAAGUCUAUGGGGCAAAACCAACUUAGUAAAGGCAAUGAAGAUGAGGCUCCCGAGGAAGAAGGCAGCAAGACUGCGCUUGUCAUGGAAGGCGGCCUGGAGAGACUAGAACUUCUCUCCAAGUUCCAGGACGGACUGAAAAAAACCAACAAGGUCCUUGCAACGCAAGAGCGGGAUCUUCGAAAAGAAAUCAAGAAAGCCUCAGAUGAUAUACUGCACCUGGCACACGCUGCCAAAGUCCGCGCUGGCAAGUGGAUGGUGUUCUGCUCACCAGCAGAAGUAAACGACGUGUGGGAGAUUGUCGCGAAAGCAACUGCCAAGAACGAGCUUGGCAUUGCUGCAAAGGUUGCUCCACGACCAGCCGAAGAGGAUUCUCGAAAAGAUCGACUCAUCUGCGUGUACACGACCGAUUUCGCAGACAAGGCCGACGUUGGCAGGGUGCUUCAAAAGCUUCGAGAGCUCAGAUUGGUUGAAGCUCGAGGACGACCUAUCUACUAUAAGCCAGAUGCAUAUACGUACAUAGGGAUAUCGUCCGGGAAUCCCUGGGGUCUGAAAGCGUCGAUCUAUAAGUCAUCUGACAUCUUCCAGACCUAACGGCGCACAACAAAUGACUCAUCUGGCCAGGCAGAACAAGAGGGAAUGUUCCAUCGUGUAUGGAGGAUCAAAAUCAAGAAUCCGAGUGCAUAAUGUAGAGAGAAACAAAAAAGAACAGGAUCGUAUCGUCAUGACCUUCAUAACCAAUAUCCUAAACGCCCAUGAUUCCAAGAGAUGCUAAUUCCGCAUGAC